Messenger RNA from Saccoglossus kowalevskii, 2133 nucleotides. Its product is annotated as chromatin modification-related protein eaf-1-like. The record is from RefSeq and is a predicted model, not a curated record. NCBI's taxonomy places the organism in Eukaryota, Metazoa, Hemichordata, Enteropneusta, Harrimaniidae.
GAUAGUGAUACAAGUUCUAGUAGUGACAGUGAUAUCGGGGUUAGGAGUGAUCAUGAGGGGAGGGGGUCGGAUGAGGGAAGGGGGGAGGUUGAUAGUGGUGCGGGUGGUAGUAGGUUUGAGCCAAAUUCGGGGCGGGGGAGGGAUAGGGAUGGGGGUUCGUUGGGACCAGACCGGGAGGGGGGCGCGGGACCGUCCACAGGGUCGGGAGCUGGGGCCCAGGGAAGGGAAACCAGUCAACCAAGACCGCUACCAGAUCGAGGUGCAGAAAAGCAAGCCUUUUACCAGUAUAGGAUGCCCAAGAUAUUUACAGGGGUUCCAUUUGGAGCUUCACCUACAGCUCUUGCAUAUCAACCAAGGCUGGAAGAAGCCAAGGAAACUGAAUUUUCUGAAUCAGAAGAGGGUGAAAUAGUAUCAGAUUUAGAAGAAGGCGAAAUAGGUCGAAAGCGUCAACACAACGACGAAGGGGAAAAUGCAAGUACACCUAAACGGCCAAGAUUAGAGGAAUCGACGGAUGAAGAACAGGAACAAGCAGAAGAAGGUGAAAUUCGGGAGCAACGAGAAGAAGGUGAACUCCCAGAACGUGGAGACCAGCAGCACCAGCAGCAGCAGCAGCAGCAGCAACAACAGCAGAACCGCCUAUAUACGCAGUGGCAACAUCUAACACGGAGAGCAGGACAUUUGCAGCGAGUACAACAACAUCUACAACAGCAGCAACACCACCAACAACACAUCCAAGAACAUCUACAGCAACAACAGCGACUAUGGCGACAACAGCAGCUGGAUCAGCAGCAGGAGCAACAACAGCAGGCACGUCAACUAUGGCACGAGCAACAACAGCAGCUUCAGCAACAUUGGCAGGAGCUACUGCAACAUCAACAUCAGUUGAAAGAACAGCAACAACAACAGCAACAAUUUCAGCAGCAGCUAGUGCAACAACAGCAGCAGCUACAGCAGCAGCAAGAACAACAGCAGCAGCGCCAACAAAUGUUGCAACAGCGGGAGCAGCAGCUUCAGGUACUACAGCAACAAAUUGUGCAGCAACAGCAGCAGCAGCAAGAACAGCAACAACAUUCACCACAGCAACAGGCAUACUCACCAACGGAUUCGCCUGCCAGUCCAAGUGGUGGAUCAGAGCCCAGUUUCGGUGGAUUGUCAGAUGAUUCCAUUGGGUCUCCAGUUGCUUCCGGUGGAUCUCCAGCCGAAUCCGGUGGAUCACAACAUGAUCCGCCGGUUUUACCAAUCGAUCCGCCGGAAUCACCAGGUGAUUCACCAGGCGAUCCACCGGAAUCACCAGGCGAUCCACCGGAAUCACCCGGCGAACCACCGGAAAUGGAUAGAGAUCAUAGAGCAGCAGAUGCUCCCAGAUGUCCAACUCCUGGCUGUGAUGGCACAGGUCACAGAACUGGAAAAUUCAGAUCACACCACACGAUCAGCGGUUGCCCGCGGGCUCCCCUGCCACCAAGAAGAAGGCCACCUGCUGCGGGUGGUCAUCAGCGGCGGCCUGUCCAAGCAGAAGAAAAUAAUGCACCAGCCGACCAACGAACAGCUAAUUGUCCAACACCUGGUUGUGACGGCACAGGUCACAGGACAGGAAGAUUCAAUCAUCAUCACACGGCCAGUGGGUGUCCGCGUGUCCAGUUGCCCAGAAGAACAAGGCCGAGAGCACCCGCUGGUCGUGAUGACCCACAGGAGGCCGCUCAGAAUUCAGAACACUUGUCAUUGCCAUGCAGGUACCCUCUAAAAUAUCUUAGUAAAUGUGUGUAUGAAAGUAACAAAAUUGUUGUUGAUGUUGCCGUAGCUCCUGCCAAUGUUGCUGAAGCUGCUGUUGUUGCUCUUGCUAUAGUUGACGUGCCUGCUGUUGUUGCUCCUGCUGCUGUUGUCGCCAUAGUCGCUGUUGUUGCUGUAGGCGUUCUUGGAGGUGUUGUUGCUGCUGUUGUUGUAAUCGCUGCAAAUGUCCUGCUCUCCGUGUUAGAUGUUGCCACUGCGUAUAUAGGCGGUUCUGCUGUUGCUGCUGAUCUCCACGUUCUGGGAGUUCACCUUCUCGUUGCUCCCGAAUUUCACCUUCUUCUGCUGGUUCCUGUUCUCUAUUCUGGUAUUGAAAUAAUAAUUGUUGAUUACAGAAGAUUACAAUAG